This is a messenger RNA of Cantharellus anzutake, 605 nucleotides long. RefSeq lists its product as uncharacterized. The annotation marks the transcript as partial. The transcript is spliced from 4 exons. Lineage: Eukaryota; Fungi; Basidiomycota; Agaricomycetes; Cantharellales; Hydnaceae. The record is from RefSeq and is a predicted model, not a curated record.
ACACACACACACACACCCAUCGAAUGGUUGUUAUCUGCGACCAAGGUUUAGAAACCAACACACGCUCAUUUUUCUCCCUUCUUUCUUUAUACCUCUCUUUUUUGUUCCUAGAAAACAACACUUGUCGUGCCUACGAUCAAUCACUUUCUUGAAGCAUCUUGGACCGAGCUUUGGGUGAUCACCGUCGUCGCUCCAGUAUACCAUGGUCUUGUCUAUCGCUCUUUUCGCUCUUUUCGCUCUUUUUUUUUACACGCAUCUUCUCUUGCAAAGCAACCCUUCCCGAACCGAAACUGUACGUGCAUGCAGUUCUCUCUUCCUUUCUUUCUUUUUUCUCUCCUGUGUUCAAUAUGGGGUUGUGCUGGUUUAUAUUUUUUCUUUUAGUAACGGGGGGCUUCUUACUCGAACUCGAUUUGGUUUGUACGUACAUUAUACGUACAAACGUAAACAAAAACGUAUGAAGCGCAACUGCGGGGAGUUAAUUUCCAUUUCUUCUCUCUCGAUUCUCUCUCGCAUUGUUCUCUCAGCUCUUGGUAGCUCCAGUAGUUUUCGCUCCCUCGUUAUAUAUCUAUACAAGUAACCCCACAACCAGCUGGUUCUCCAUCACA